Gongylonema pulchrum is the source of this 237-nucleotide messenger RNA. NCBI's taxonomy places the organism in Eukaryota, Metazoa, Nematoda, Chromadorea, Rhabditida, Gongylonematidae. The record is from the annotation of a GenBank genome assembly.
AUGGGUGAAGCGGCAGAAGCCGCGGCAGCAACGGCAGCGGCAGCAACAGCAGCGAGCACAUCUACUAGCGAUGACCCUCAUCCGUACUUCAUGCCAACUGGUACCGUCGAAGUACCCGUAUUUUAUCCGACAAUUGACGAAAUGCGCGAUUUCCCGGCUCUGAUCAACAAAAUUGAGCAGCAACACGGUGCGCAUCUCGUCUGCGGCAUUGCAAAGGACUUCUCGGGUCUUGCAUGA